Messenger RNA from Aaosphaeria arxii CBS 175.79, 1940 nucleotides. Its product is annotated as methylmalonyl-CoA carboxyltransferase 12S subunit. NCBI's taxonomy places the organism in Eukaryota, Fungi, Ascomycota, Dothideomycetes, Pleosporales. Bases 117 to 1850 code for a protein of 577 amino acids. Gene Ontology annotation, cellular component: mitochondrion; methylcrotonoyl-CoA carboxylase complex. Gene Ontology annotation, biological process: L-leucine catabolic process. The transcript has 2 exons. The record is from RefSeq and is a predicted model, not a curated record. Gene Ontology annotation, molecular function: methylcrotonoyl-CoA carboxylase activity.
CAACGACUCCAGGUCAUUUUUACGAGAACCUAUCUGCACACUGCACUUUGCGCUCUUUUGGCUCUUCCUGGCCUCAAGCACUCCUCCUCUGAUCUAAUUGUGCAAAGAUCACAAUCAUGCCUCCCAUGGCACCCUCUCGAGAAGCUCUCACGCUCCUCCGCCAUGCCAUCCGCCCCGCACUCCGCACGCGUCGAACCGCACCUCUCCUCCGUCACCAGCAGCAGCUCCAGCUCCACCGGGGCAUAGCAACCUUCACGCACUCGCACCAUGCCAAAGCGGUGUCCACGAUCCCCACCUCCGUGGACCCAAGCUCCGCCGAAUUCCAGGAGAACAAGGCGCAAAUGGACGACGCCAUGACCCGACUCACAGACCUACACACCAAGAUCUCGCAGGGCGGGCCCCAGAAGGCGAGGGACAAGCACGUACAGCGCGGCAAGAUGCUGGUGCGCGACCGCAUCACCGCGCUCGUGGACCCGGGAACUACCUUCCUCGAGCUCUCGCAGCUCGCCGGGUACAAUGUGUACGAGGGGGAAGACGUGCCCGCGGGCGGCAUCGUGACGGGCAUUGGCUCCGUGUCUGGCGUCACUUGCGUCAUUGUUGCCAACGACAGCACCGUGAAGGGCGGGACCUACUACCCGAUCACUGUGAAGAAGCACUUGCGUGCGCAGGCGAUUGCGCUCGAGAACCGUCUGCCAUGCUUGUACUUGGUUGACUCCGGGGGUGCCAACUUGCCGCACCAGGCUGAUGUGUUUCCGGAUAAGGAGCAUUUCGGACGUAUCUUCUACAACCAGGCGCGCAUGAGCGCUGCUGGGAUCCCGCAGAUCAGCGUGGUGAUGGGACCUUGCACUGCUGGCGGCGCGUACGUGCCGAGCAUGUGCGAUGAGAGCAUCAUUGUCGAGAACCAGGGCACUGUUUUCCUUGCUGGCCCUCCGCUCGUGAAGGCGGCUACCGGAGAGGUUGUCUCUGCGGAGGAUCUGGGUGGUGGUAGAUUGCACACUGAGAUUUCUGGCGUCACUGACUACUUGGCUGUGGAUGAUGCUCACGCUUUGGUGCUCGCCAGACGCAGCGUAGCGAACUUGAACUGGCACCGCAAUGCACCCGCCCCGGCGGAGGUAGCCUACGAAGAGCCUCUCUAUGACCCUGCCGAGUUGGACGGCAUCGUGGGUACAUCCCUCCGACGCCAGAUCCCCGCCCACGAGAUCAUCGCGCGCAUCGUCGACGGCUCCUCGUUCGCGGAAUUCAAGCCCUCGUACGGCACGACGCUGGUGACCGGGUUCGCGAAGAUCUACGGCCAGCCCGUCGGCAUCGUCGCGAACAACGGCAUCCUGUUCUCCGAGUCGUCGCUCAAGGGCGCCCACUUCGUCCAGCUCUGCGGCAAGCGCCAGAUCCCGCUCGUCUUCCUGCAGAACAUCAGCGGGUUCAUGGUCGGCGCCGACGCCGAGAAGGGCGGCAUCGCGAAGAACGGCGCGAAGCUCGUCACCGCCGUCAGCUGCGUCGACGUGCCCAAGUUCACCGUCGUUGUUGGAAGCUCGGCUGGUGCUGGUAACUACGGCAUGUGCGGCCGCGCCUACUCCCCCCGCCUCCUCUUCACCUGGCCCAACGCGAAGACGUCCGUCAUGGGCGCCGAGCAACUCUCCUCCGUCAUGGAAGCCGUGGGCCGACAGGCGGACCCGGAGCUCAAGGCGCGGAUCGAGCGCGAGAGCGAGGCGACGUUCGGGUCCGCCAGGCUGUGGGACGACGGCAUCAUUCCCCCUUCCCACACGAGGAGGGUGCUGGGACUCGGACUCCGUGCCGCGAUGGGCGGACAGAGGGAGGAGAAGGAGACGCAGUAUGGUGUGUUUAGGAUGUAGAAGAGUCUCAGGGGACGUAGAAGGUAUUGAGAAGAAGGGUGUGCAUGUUAGGUAAUGAUAUAUCAUCUAUAAAGAAAAGUUAAUUCCUCG